CGUUACACAUAGAUGAAUAAAAUCACAUAGAAAAACUGGGUUGAAUUUAAUAUGAAAAAUCAUUUGAUUAAAUAUUGAUAUGAAAAUAAAAUUUGGAGACUUGUGGAAUUGUUGAACAGAAUUGCUUAUUGAGUCGCUAAAAUCAACACGUUUCUUCCGAGGUUUCCACAAUAGUCAAGAUAGUAGUGAAUUGACAUCGUUCUAAGAGUAAAGUUCUUUUCAAUUUCUUCUCCAUCUAAUUUAAAAUGGACCUUGGAUAUGAUCUUGAAGAGGCUUUACGUCGACGAUCAAAUAACAUUUCAAGGAAGAGCAUAGAGGCGUUGCGUAAUGCUAUUGCAAAAUCGAAUUUGGUACCAAAGUCCAUCACAGAUAAACAGCUCGCAUUGUUUAUUGACGCAUCUGAUGGACAAAUCGACGUUGCCAAGAAAACUAUUGAAACCUAUUAUGAUGCAAGACAUAAUGCACCGGAACAUUUUCUCGACCGUGAUCCGUUGAGCGAAACGAUAGAACAGUGUCUCAACAAUCAACAUUACUUUAUUUUGCCACCAAAAGAUGGAUGUCCAAUAAUAUUUCACCAGCUCGCGAAUUCAAAACCAUCGAAUUACUAUUUCGAUAACGCAAUAAAAACGUUUUUUAUGUCGAUCGAUAUAUGUCUGCACAAAUAUGGACCACAGCGUGGAAUAAUUUUCUUAUUCGAUAUGCGACAUGUCAGGAUUGGCCAUUUGACACGUGUCAGAGUUGGCACAAUCCGAAAAUUUUUCCGUUAUGUCCAAGAAGGUAUGCCAGCAAAAUUGUGUGAAAUACAUGUCUUGAAUGUUGUAUCGUUCUUUGACAAAAUUCUAUCGCUCAUUCGUCCUUUCAUGCGAGCUGAAAUAUUCAAAAUGUUGCACACAUAUUCAUCCAAUUACAACAUGGACGACUUUUAUAAAAAUGUAAUCAGUAACCGGAGCUUACCAAAAGAAUUUGGAGGUGACUUAGCAUCAGCGGAGGAGUUGCACGACCAAUUCAGGAAAGAAUUUAUUGCAUUGCGCGAAUAUUUUUUAGGGGAAGUGGAACAGCGCAAGGAGUUCUCCGGAGAAAGUGGCGUAAAACCAGUCGAAGAAUCCGAGAUCGUGAAUACUUUCAGAAAAUUGGACAUUGAUUGAGGGAGAAACAAUUCUUGUUUUAUUUGGGUGUGAAUAAAAUCAAACUUUUAGCUUCAAAA
Sitodiplosis mosellana (orange wheat blossom midge) is the source of this 1204-nucleotide messenger RNA. Its product is annotated as alpha-tocopherol transfer protein-like. The transcript is spliced from 6 exons. Gene Ontology annotation, molecular function: phosphatidylinositol bisphosphate binding. Gene Ontology annotation, cellular component: membrane. Bases 246 to 1145 code for a protein of 299 amino acids. The record is from RefSeq and is a predicted model, not a curated record. Lineage: Eukaryota; Metazoa; Arthropoda; Insecta; Diptera; Cecidomyiidae.